Eriocheir sinensis (Chinese mitten crab) is the source of this 3694-nucleotide messenger RNA. RefSeq names its product myosin light chain kinase A-like. Lineage: Eukaryota; Metazoa; Arthropoda; Malacostraca; Decapoda; Varunidae. Gene Ontology annotation, biological process: protein phosphorylation. Gene Ontology annotation, molecular function: protein binding; ATP binding; protein kinase activity. The record is from RefSeq and is a predicted model, not a curated record. The transcript is spliced from 10 exons. Bases 156 to 1601 code for a protein of 481 amino acids.
CCGACUACUACUACUACUACACCCAAGACCCAGACCGCGGCACCAUAACAAACCCGGGCUCACGUAGGCGUUUUAGGUCAAUUAUCGGCUUCAAUUAAUGUGACAGGCCGGCAGCGAUCCCCUGGUGGCAGUUAAACCCCUGAGGCACCGGCGGGAUGGAGGAUAAUUACGCCAGCAGCCAGGAGAGCACGCAGCAACUGCGGGACACCCAGGACCUGCAAGACUUAGCGGUGGUGAUUGAGGAGCAGGAGGCAGAUGGCAGGACUGUGUGGGGGAGACUCUUUGCCAUCCAGGAGCCUCUGGCCUCUUACAACUUGACCAAGAAGGUCCACACCUUCGGCCGCGGGGAUGUGGACCACCGCUUCACCAGCACCAACUUUGACCGCGCUCUCCUGCCCUUCAUCUCCAGCCUGCACUUCAAGAUUGUGUUAGACGAGAAGCAGGAUGGGGAGCCGCUAGUCAUUCUGGAGGACCUGUCGCUCAACGGAAUGUAUAUUAACGGAAAGUCCACCAAGGGAACGAACAGAUGCGUCCUGCAGAAUAACUGCGAGAUCGGCUUCGCAAACCCCACCAAGAAAUUGUAUGUGUUCUAUGACUGCUUGAAGAAUGACGCCGAGGACUACCCAAGGGAGCUAACACAGGUCUACACCAUCUCCAAGAAGCUCGGGGAAGGGUCCUUUGGGGAGGUGCGACUGGCCUAUAGACAGGGAACGCUCGAAAGGUGCGCCAUCAAGAUCCUGAGGAAGAAGGGAACUUGCAUGGCCCUCAACAACCUCAAGCAGAUCACCAACGAAAUCAACCUCCUUAAAUCAGUGAACCAUCCGUGCAUCAUCAAGUUCCUGGAUGCCGUGGAGACCCCAGAGAAGAUGUUCAUAGUGAUGGAGGCGGCGGGCGGCGGGGAGCUGUUCGACCGCCUGGUGUCCCGCUCACUCCCGGAACCCACCGUCAAGUUCUUUUUCUAUCAGCUGUGUCUUGCGGUCCAGUACUUACACCAGCAUAGGAUCACACACAGGGACAUCAAGCCUGAGAACAUCCUGCUUGCCACCACCGAGGAGUUCACGACCAUCAAGCUGACAGACUUCGGGCUCUCCAAGCUGGCCGCCGAUGCCUCUCAGAUGACUACAUUCUGCGGGACCUUCAUCUACAUCGCCCCCGAGCUGCUGGACACCACCAUCGCCACCUACACCAGCCAAGUGGACAUGUGGAGCCUGGGGGUGGUGCUCUACGUCAGCUUUACCGCCACGUCGCCCUUCCACGGCACGGACAUGGAGGUGCGGCAGAGCAUCCUACAGGCCAGAUACAGCUUCAACAACGAGGUGUGGAAGAACGUGUCAGAGUCAGCACGGGACCUCAUCAUGCGGCUGCUAGUGAGGGACCCAGCGCUGAGACUCGACGCUACGGCUGCCCUUCGACACUCCUGGCUGCAGGAUGAGGACAUGAAGCGGCAAGUCGAGAAGCUCCUGCAGGCACCUCCUCCGACCUUCUCUCCCGGCAAGAAGCGGCCACUGGAGGACGAGGACGAGGAUGCAACGCGACUUAUGGACAAAACCCCGAAGCUGACCAAUGGGUUCAAGGAGGAGGUGAUGCUGGGAAAGUGGUAAAGUUGGGCAUUUGGGCAUUGUAGCAAAUUGACUUUUCUCUCUAGCCAUCUUCAAGACGCUGCUUCCUCCUUUGAUUACUGGAAAGGACUUGUGCUGGGGUCCUUUGAUAGCUGGAAAGGACUUGUGCUGGCUGGGGUUAGUGUUGUAAUAAUCAUCAGGCAUUGUAGUGAAUUCAUAAUUCUCUCUAGCCAUCUUCAAGACUCUCUGGCCUUCUUUGAUAGCUAGAAAGGAUGUGUUGGGGUUAAUGUCUUUAUAAUCAUCAGGUAUUACUGUGGAUUCAUAGUUCUCUCUUGCCAUCUUCAAGACUCUGGCCUUGUCUUGGGUUUAGCAUUGUAAUAAUCAUCAGGCAGCCUUGGGGUUCUCAUAAAGGUGCUUUUGAAGGCAACUCAUAACAUAUGAUGUAUUCUCAUUGCUGGGGUAUUAUUCAUCAGAAAUUCUACAAGUAGUAUUCAUUACACAAGAGAUACUUUUUUUUUUCCUGAAGAUUCCUUUUUUAAUAGAGUUCUGCCCAGGGAGAUUUGUUAUGGUGUGUGGGUUUGUGCAACCACUGCUAAUGUUUAUGUUUGUGAUGAUGUAAGUGCUCUGCAAGUUUGUUGUAAGAUGUGAAUAGAAGUACAAUUUUAUAAUUUUUGUGUGUUAAGUUGUGGUCCAAGCAGCAGGUUGCUGUCUGCUUGUUUUGCUGUGCGUCGCGCCUCAACGCCCACUCUACAUUUUUGGGAAGAGAGUGAUGAGGAAAUACUAAAAUAUAGGUAUAUUAAUAAUGUUAACUAAACUUAUAAAACAGUUAAGAAUAACUGAAUUAUUAAUAUUAAUUAUAUGUUAAUUACAUACUUCAGAAGUAUGAUGGAAUCUCACAUUCAUCUGCAGAAAUUGGUGUUAAGAGUGAGUGUGGGUAAUGGCUGUGCUUUUGUGAAAUUACACUGUGAUGAUGAUUUGCUUUUGCAGACAUUUUCUGUAAAUUCAUUGAACAAAAAUGCCUCGGAGUAAAGUGUUUAUGCAGCAGUUCAUGGCACUGUCACAUAACUACCCUCAAUAAAAUAUUUCACAAUUUUAGGCACCGUACAAAACCACUGACAUCUUGAGGCGGCCAGAUAAACAGAGUACAACAGAGUGCAACAGUAACUCACACUAGAUAAAUGCCUGUAAAUUGCCUUGUUUGUGAAAUGAGGUCCUUAAGGGAGGAGGCAAGAGAAAGUAAUGUCAUAAAUAAAAGGGAAUCAGAAUUAUAGAGGAGACAACAAGAAAAUAAGUACUGAAGUGGGAACAAAGGUGUGCAAAUCAAACCAAAAGGAAAUGGGAGAACACAGGAGGAGAGAAGAUAAGGAUAUUACAAACAAUGGAAAGAGUUGAAGAUACAAUGAUGAGUGAGGAUGAUAAGAGUUGCCUCUGGUCCUGCCUCCCCUCCCUCUAAGGGACUGUUUUCUGUCUCAUUUCUUUAAAGAAUGAUGUCAUCACCUCAACCCCAUGGGAACAAUACUCGUGUCAAGAAACUACUUAAGUUCCUGGUCGUAAAUACAGAAAACUUAUUAUGCAUUGCAUUUAAAAAUAUAUUUGCCUUAAAACUUAAAUUUAAUGCUGAAUAGGGAAAACCUCUUCUAGUUCCUGUCUUUAUAAAUAUGUUAGUGUAAUGCAGGAAGGGUUCAUGCUCGGUACUGUUAACCUUCAUAGUGAGGCUGUGUGUAGGCUCUGCCACGCCACACUGUAGGAGUGGCGGUGCUUUUGAACCCUUGUUUGGUCCAGGGCACCAGACAUGGCUGCAUCAUAUGUUAUACAUAAUUGAUUUAAAUAGCCAUGUCUUCUGCCAUGGAUUUGAGUACAUAAUAUUCAUAUAAAUAUAUAUAACAUAUGUUAUAUUUAUAUGCAAAUAUUCUAUAAAAUAGGCCCUCUCAAUAUUACUGAUAGGGCUUUUCUUUCUGCAUUAAGAGUACCUUAUUUUUCCAAUUAAAAAUUAAAAAAAUACUAUUAUUUUUGCAGUUAAUUUGAACAAGUAUAGCUGAAAAUAUUUUUCUUUGCCCUGUUAUAUUCACAAUGACUUAUUACUUUGUGAAGUGCAGCUGAAAAUGCUCACCGUUUGUAAUAAAAAAUAAUUUAAA